UUUAUAUACCACUAUCGCUUGGAUAACAGAAGCAAAUAGUCAAAGCGAGACUUCUUUGCACCACAACUCAUCUAUCCUGACAGCUUGGAGUUGUCGGGAAAGUUUUUUUUUCCUCUCCGAACAACGGACAUGCAAAGAGUGUGAUCGAUGUAAGGUGUGCGCAUUCAGGUGUCAUUGGCAGGUACGAGCGGAACUUAUCUUGUUUGAUCGCAUACUGGAUCAAGACUAAGUAGCAAAGGCCGUGGAUUGUUCACCGAAGAGGAGACACCCCGCUACUUACAAAUUCAAUCUUUGCGCGCUUUGGCGAGAGAGCGCCGUGCGCACGGCCGCGGACCGUGGACAUCUCGGGGGAGACAUUGAUUUCUGUUGAUUGCGAUCUUUUUAAAGCAAAGAAGAGCCUCAUGCUGCUUCCAGCAGCACAAUUGCACUUCCUUUAUCUCUCUUUUCCCUGGGAUUGCACAUCUCCUCCGGGAUUUUGUGUGUGAGACACUGGCGGGGCUCCGCGUCAAAGGCUGGAAACAGGUGUAUUUGACCAAGAUGUCUGUUAUGCCUUCGAGGUUUUUCUACGUGUGUUUACAUUUUCUGGUCCUCUACUUCCAGUUACAGGAAUCGCACCAGAGUUCGGCUGACUUCCGGUUCUACAUCGAGAAUCACACUCGAGAUGACGUGAGCCGGAAACAGGUGCGGAUAUAUCAGCUCUACAGCAGAACCACAGGGAAACACGUGCAGAUCCUGGGCAAGAAGAUCAACGCCAAUGGAGACGAUGGGGGCAAGUACGCUCUACUUGUUGUUGAGACAGAAACAUUUGGGAGUCACAUUCGAAUAAAAGGGAAAGAGAGCGGAUAUUACAUUUGCAUGAACAAGAACGGCAAAAUUAUUGGAAAGCCCAAUGGGAAUAACCAGGAGUGCGUCUUCGUGGAGGAAUAUUUGGAGAACAACUACACGGCACUGGUGUCGGCCAAGUACAAAGGCUGGUAUUUGGGUUUCAACCGAAAGGGUCGACCCAAGAAAGGCUCAAGGACCACGCAGACACAACAGGAAGUGCAUUUCAUGAAACGCCAUCCAAAGGGUAAAGUGGACCCUCUGGAGGAGUUCCGUUUCACAACGGUAACGAAACGGACACGUAGGGCGCGGCGUUUAAAAUCCAACCCCAAAACUAACUGAAUCAGUGAGGAUGAGUAUGCACUGUUCCCUAAGGAUACCACGAGCUUCUUGCCAUACAACACCUUAAAGACUAAUCUUAUGGAAGAGGACACAAGUAAAAAAAAAAAAAAUGGCUACAGAAACAAGACAAGAAGCUAAACAAAAAAGUUAAAAGAUGUUUUAUUUUUAUAUUUCAGAAGCGUCAAGUUUCUCCCACCUGUUGAAUGUUUAUGGGUUUUUCUAAAUCUAAACUGGUGUCUGUUAUUUUAUUUAUACUGGAUUAACUAAGGAUGGCAUACAUGGAACUAGUGUCUCAUGCUAUGAUACGUUUACAGCAGAAGGCAUCCUGUUAAAACUCUGGAAUAACGACAAGAGUAAACCACACCGCCUGGGAUACCUUUUAUUUUCAUUUGUGUUGCCACCGAAAACAGGGAUCCAAUAUUUUCCACUGGAAUGAGCUGUCAUGGAGAUGCAACAAGAGAGUGAUAACAUAAUCAUGUGACCUUUACAGGGCUCCAUAGGAAAACGUAAAUCGCUGAGUGCAAUAUUUUGAAGAACCGUGUUGUUCCUCUCCUUGUCGGAUGUUUUCCUGUGGGCCGCUGCUCUUCUGAGCAGACACCAGGCCCUUUAUGCGUGAAAUGUGCAGAACGCUCCGAGUACUAUUUGGUUCCUGUGACAUUUUAUAUAAUCUGUGAAUCAGUUUAGAUCGACAUGCUUUGACUAGCCAGAUCAGCUAUGGUAGUAGUUCUUUUAAAAAACAAACGAGAAGCUAGAAAAUGAAGGGUCUGGGAGAGAUCAGAGAGGCAUUUGACUUUGCUUAUUGUAAAAAGGUUUUGGGAAUUACAAUGGUCUGAAUGCCCUCAUCUACUUCACUAGCAUGUAACGCACCAUUGUGUACUUUAGCAAAAUGCAGGCUAAGUUUCAAUGAUGCAGUAAUUACGUGCUGAUGAUAUUGUCACCCUGUGUCCUUUCUACAAACAAUUUGGCUGCCAAAACAUGCAAAGACAAUUCUGCAAAAUGCAAAAACCAGGUAUAUCGCAGUGCUCUUAAUUUCCAUGACAGUUGACUGAGAUUAAUCUGAAUACUUGCAUGUUAUUCAGCCAAUGAAAUCGCCCCUGUCUGAACCAAAACCAGUUGUUCUAGUUGUCAGUUGUCUUCUUUCAUACUUUGACCACGUACACACUGCAGCUAAAUCUGGUUGUCACUCCUCUUUUGAGUUCUUAAAGUGUUAUGACAAACUCAAUUUUUUUUUUUUUUCCUGAGGUCCACUUAUUUUGUUAGUAAAGUUUUUUUUUUUUUUUUUUUUUUUUUCGGAACCAAAACAGUCAUAAUUUAGUGAUAUACUGUAUGAUAGUAUUUCACCCUGUAUCUGGCCCUCUGUCUGAAAUGCUUGGCUUUGGCCUCAGCAUCUCCUUUAAACUUCAAUGUAAACGCCCAAUGUUAUGAUUGACUAAACUCGUGCAGUACCUUUGAAUAUAAUCAAAUGUAUUUGAAACUCAGUCGAAAAAGAAUGAACCUACUCCACAACAAUACAAAACUAAAUUUCAGGGUUUACACAUAACAUACACCCAAUUGCAUCCGUAUCAAACCGUUCAGUCAAGCACAGCAGCACCAUAGAAUAUAAAUGUCAAACAGUCAUAACAUAUGAAAGAUUUAUGAAUGGAAUUGUCUACUUACGGUUUUGCA
Molecule: messenger RNA, 2829 nt
Organism: Myxocyprinus asiaticus (Chinese sucker)
Lineage: Eukaryota; Metazoa; Chordata; Actinopteri; Cypriniformes; Catostomidae
Product: fibroblast growth factor 18-like
Exons: 5
Coding region: 538-1164 (208 amino acids)
Biological process (GO): limb morphogenesis; embryonic heart tube development; heart morphogenesis
Cellular component (GO): cytoplasm
Molecular function (GO): growth factor activity; type 2 fibroblast growth factor receptor binding; type 1 fibroblast growth factor receptor binding
Source: RefSeq, a predicted model, not a curated record